Tripterygium wilfordii is the source of this 1881-nucleotide messenger RNA. Its product is annotated as serine carboxypeptidase-like 45. Gene Ontology annotation, molecular function: serine-type carboxypeptidase activity. The transcript is spliced from 10 exons. NCBI's taxonomy places the organism in Eukaryota, Viridiplantae, Streptophyta, Magnoliopsida, Celastrales, Celastraceae. Bases 279 to 1682 code for a protein of 467 amino acids. Gene Ontology annotation, cellular component: vacuole. Gene Ontology annotation, biological process: proteolysis. The record is from RefSeq and is a predicted model, not a curated record.
UUCUGUGAGGGACAUUCUCUCCUUUACUCCUUUCAUUUUUCAGUUCACAGUCUAAAAGACCCCAUUUUCCCUCACUCAACCCAAACAGACAAAAAAAGGGUCUUUAUUUGUUUACUUAUUUUAUGUUUUAAUAAUAACAAUUAUUUUUUUUAAAAAAAAAGUGAUUUCUCUUUAGGCAUUAUAUAACGCCACCCCACUUAGCAAAAUCAUCCUAAGCUUCCACUUUUAACUCUUUUCUUUCACUCUCUCUUUGGGCUUUUUGCUCGUGUGCUGAAACCAUGCCUUAUCUACUACAAUUCCUACCAGGGAAAAUGGUGGCAUUGGUUGUGGGUUUGUUUCUGCUAUGCUUUUCAGCUCAAGUAGAGUCCAACUUUACCAACUCGGACAGGAUUUUCAGGUUACCGGGUCAACCAUUGGUCGGGUUCCAGCAGUAUUCGGGUUAUGUGACCGUUGAUGAGAAGAAACAAAGAGCCCUUUUUUAUUACUUUGCAGAAGCCGAAAUAGAUCCAGCUUCGAAGCCUCUUGUUCUCUGGCUUAAUGGAGGACCAGGUUGUUCUUCUUUGGGAGUUGGGGCAUUUUCCGAGAAUGGUCCAUUUAGGCCAAGAGGAGAUGUUCUGGUCAGAAACCAAUAUAGCUGGAACAGAGAAGCUAAUAUGUUGUAUCUGGAGACACCAAUUGGAGUUGGGUUCUCUUAUUCCACUGAUACCUCCUCUUAUGAAAGUGUAAAUGACAAUAUCACUGCCAGGGACAACAUGGUGUUCUUGCAAAACUGGUUUCUGAAAUUCCCACAAUACAGAAACAGAAGUUUGUACAUUACAGGAGAAAGCUAUGCUGGGCACUACAUACCCCAACUGGCAGAUCUCAUUCUUCAAUUCAACAAGAAAGAAAAUUUGUUCAACCUGAAAGGAAUUGCUUUGGGGAACCCAGUUCUAGAAUUUGCCACUGAUCUCAAUUCAAGGGCAGAGUUCUUCUGGUCUCAUGGACUAAUAUCAGAUUCAACCUACAAAAUGUUCACUUCAGCUUGUAACUAUUCCCGUUACGUAAGCGAGUAUUAUAGAGACAAUGUUUCUUCUGUCUGCUCAAGAGUGAUGAGCCUAGUAACUGAAGAAACUAGUAGAUUUGUUGACAAGUAUGAUGUUACCCUUGAUGUCUGUAUAUCAUCAGUUCUGUCACAAUCCAAAGUCUUUAGUCCUCAUCAAGUUGGAGAGACUAUAGAUGUCUGUGUGGAGGAUGAAACAGUCAAGUAUCUGAACAGGCUGGAUGUGCAGAAAACUCUUCAUGCCCGUCUUGUUGGCAUCCAUCGAUGGGCAGUUUGCAGCGAAAUCCUAGACUAUGAGCUGCUUGACCUGGAGAUACCAACAAUCACAAUUGUGGGUAGACUUCUAAAGGCAGGAAUCCCAGUUUUAGUGUACAGUGGAGACCAAGACUCAGUUAUCCCGUUAACCGGAAGUCGAAAGUUAGUUCACAGUCUUGCAGAAGAAUUGGGAUUGAACACCACAGUGCCUUAUAGGGUUUGGUUUGAGGGGCAGCAGGUUGGUGGGUGGACUCAAGUUUAUGGUAACAUUCUAUCCUUUGCAACUAUAAGGGGGGCAUCACAUGAAGCUCCAUUUUCACAACCCGAAAGAUCGCUCGGGCUGUUCAGAUCUUUUCUACAAGGCAGGCCUCUGCCAAAAGCAUUCUGAUCAUUUCACGCUGAGAAUUCAGAUUCUAAUUGUAAGUAAAGCUCAGUUAUUCAAGAGAGAAUCCGCUAUUGGUUUGUUUGUUCUUUUGGGUUUUGUCCAUGCCAAUGGAGUGUAGAAAUUUUUUGUAAAGAUCUCAAGAAACAAUGCAAAACAGCACAAAUAGUUAAAUUGCAGACGUUGCUUCUAUGCUUCACUGAAA